Messenger RNA from Rhodotorula toruloides NP11, 1239 nucleotides. Its product is annotated as parasitic phase-specific protein psp-1. Gene Ontology annotation, cellular component: membrane. The coding region runs from base 1 to 1239 and encodes 412 amino acids. Lineage: Eukaryota; Fungi; Basidiomycota; Microbotryomycetes; Sporidiobolales; Sporidiobolaceae. The transcript has 3 exons. The record is from RefSeq and is a predicted model, not a curated record.
AUGUCAUCCUUCCCACCCAGCGUCCCCAUAAACCCCAACCCGAACCCGCCAGCAGGCGAGGCAGGCAUCUCCAUCUACGGCUACAUUCCUUCCCGCGCACUGGCGACGAUUGCGGUGGUCACGUUCGGACUGGCGUUCAUCAACCAUGCGGUGCAUCUGGUCAGGCUGAGGGGAACGAGGACGUUCCAGAGCUUGAUGAUGUUUGGAAACAUCAUGGAGAUUGUCGGCUACUCGUGCCGCCUCGUCUCCCACUACCACCCGUUUGUCGUCGACUACUUUGUCGUGCAGUACUUCUUCAUCGUCUGCAGUCCCGUAUUCUUCCAAGCGGCAUUCUACCUCGCUCUCGGCCUCGCCCUGCGCCGCCUCGACCACUUCGGCUCGACUCUCCUCGGCUUCAACCCGAAGAUCCUGAUCUCCGUCAUGAUCGCCUCCGAUGUCGUGACGACCAUCAUCCAGAUCACAGGCGCGGCCUUGAUCGGAGUCGCCGAGUCAAACCAAUACCAAGGCAACAAAGUCUCUAUCACCUCUUCGCAAGCAAACGACAUCCUCCUCGCCGGUCUCGCGAUCCAAAUGGCUUCGUUCUUCGCCUUCCUCUGCCUCUUGAUCUUUGUCAUCGUCCGAUCCGAACGAACAUUCACGGCAGCCCACCUCCCUCGCCGAUUCUCCGCCUUCCUCUUCACCGCCUCUCUACUCGUCUUCCUCCGCACGACCUUCCGACUCGCCGAAACAGCCCAAGGCGUGUUCGGCUUUGCAUCGCGCUCUGAAGCGCUCUUCGGGACACUCGAAUACCUACCCGUCAUCCUAGCAGUCGGGAUCUACGCCGCCGUUCCUCUUGCGGAACUCUUGCCAGUCGACGUCGAUGAUGACCGCUACGAGGACUCGUCUGAUGCGCGAACAAUGAGUAUGAGGCAGGCGACGAAGGAGACGAAGACGCUGGACCUGCGGGGUGCGAGUACGAGGGGGAGCGAUGCGGGUCGGAACGGGAACGGGGCGAUGAGUGACGAGGAGAAGGAUGAGGAGGACGGAGACCUCGAGAGGGGGAGCGAGGUCAGUCCGAGUCCGCCUGCGAGUUCGAGCAGCGGGGGAGGGCGGAGGGCGGAUGAGUUGAGGGAGACGGAUGGGGAUGAGGGAGUCGUGACGGAUGGGUCGCCAACUACGAUGGUUGAGCGUGGGAGCUUGAGGAGUCGUAGGGGAAGUGGGUUUGAGCGGACGAACUCGUAUGGCGCGAAGGAGGAGUGA